This is a messenger RNA of Lucilia cuprina (Australian sheep blowfly), 1880 nucleotides long. Its product is annotated as pH-sensitive chloride channel 2-like. Gene Ontology annotation, biological process: chloride transmembrane transport; nervous system process; chemical synaptic transmission. NCBI's taxonomy places the organism in Eukaryota, Metazoa, Arthropoda, Insecta, Diptera, Calliphoridae. Gene Ontology annotation, cellular component: membrane; synapse; neuron projection. Gene Ontology annotation, molecular function: neurotransmitter receptor activity; transmembrane signaling receptor activity; extracellular ligand-gated monoatomic ion channel activity. Bases 170 to 1855 code for a protein of 561 amino acids. The transcript has a single exon. The record is from RefSeq and is a predicted model, not a curated record.
AUAAACAGUAUGAAAAAUCUUUGCGAUCCGAGUACAACGAACUUAAAUAUUUCUUAUACCUAACGGUUAUACGAGUACAAACGUCACUUUUCUAAAAUAACACCUUCUAAAGGUGGCGGUGUUAGUGCAAAGAAAAUUAAGAAUAAUAAGAAAAAAAUAAAUAAUAAAUAUGAAUAUUUAUUUUGUGAUUGCAUUCUUAACAGCGUGUUACAUCGGAGAAUCUUUAACUUUAGCAUCUGGUCUAAAUGAAAACGGUAUAAAUAGUGCUGGAGCAGCAGCUACAGUAGUGUCAGCUGCAACAGCAGCUAUAUUGGCAACAGAUAAACAAGAUGUUAGUGAUCUCAAUGACGACAGAGUACAUGUUUCGCUGUCGGGCAAGUUAAAUUCUGUAUCGUUAAAUAAUAGCAACACAUUUAAUGUUUUAUCAGAUUUAAAUGUUACAAAAUUUUCGGAUGACACUUGUCCCUCUAUGGAUGAUGCUGACGAAUUGACACAAACUCAAUUAAUAAAUCGUUUGACUGCACCUUGUCGUUAUGAUCGAUUAGAGCGUCCUCCUGUUGUUGUUAACGGCACUUCAUCUGAAACACCCGUCAAUGUUUAUGUGCGUGUGUAUAUAUACGUUCUUAAAAAUUUAGAUUCCAGCGAUUUGCAGUUCCAAAUGCAUGGUCUCAUUCAGAUGCGUUUUAAAGAUCCGCGUCUGGCAUUUUCCAAGUAUGCACCCUCUAGAACUCAAUCAAUACUGGGAGAAUCUUCAUUGCGUGGUCUUAUUUGGGUGCCCCACAUUUUUCUGGCCAACGAACAUGACUCUAGUGUACUCGGCACUAACGAGAAAGAUAUACUCACUGCCAUUAGUCCUGAUGGUACUGUGAUAAUAUCAGCCCGUGUUCAGGCCACUCUAUAUUGUUGGAUGAAAUUGCAAAAGUUUCCUUUUGAUGAACAGCUUUGUCCCACGAUUCUCGAGAGCUGGAUGUAUAAUUCAUCAGAACUUCUUCUAAAAUGGGAACAAAAUGAUCCGGUGGCAUUUGAUCCCAAAAUGCAUUUAACUGAAUAUGCGCUACAGAAUGUUUGGAAAAACGAGUCAAUUAUCAAUGCCGAUUUAGAUGAUUUACGUCACGGAGCCUUUGCGGGCAACUACAGUUCACUAUCGUUUACUGUUCAUUUAACACGGGAAGUGGGAUACUAUAUCAUGGAUUAUUUCCUGCCUUCCAUAAUGAUCGUAGCCAUAUCAUGGGUAUCAUUUUGGUUGCAGGCUGACCAAACACCCGCACGCACUACUCUUGGCUGCACAACUCUACUCUCAUUUAUUACUCUGGCCUCAUCUCAAGAAAAAAAUUUGCCAAAAGUUAGUUACAUAAAAAUUUCGGAAGUUUGGUUUCUCGCCUGUACUUGCUUUAUAUUUGGCAGUCUUGUGGAAUUUGCCUUUGUCAAUACAAUUUGGCGUCGCAAACAUAGUGUUGAAGUAAAGAAAGUUAAAAGUAAAUAUAUUUUAAAAUCAACACUAACACCACGCAUGAAACGACAUAAAAUGAUGGACAAUGUUAACUGUGAUAAUCUAGCCACUACAAAACACGGAUGUGAACGAUAUCUGUCGGUGAUCGAGUCCCCAGUCAUUAUAACAGUGGAUGAUGAAACAACAAAUAAAUUUAAAUCUUCGGAGUCGAUCGCAACUACGCCUUCACUUAGUGUAGAUGAGUGUGAAAAUGAAAAGGAGAAAAAGUAUCCGACAAAUAAUUCCUGGUCGACAAUGACACCGCACGAAGUCUCUUUGUGGAUAGAUAGAAAAGCCCGCUUUGUAUUCCCGCUCGCAUUCAUUAUAUUUAAUGCAUUUUUCUGGACUUUUGUCUAUUGUUUGUAAAAAUAAAGUAAAAAUGUCUUUACAA